CUCAAACGCACGUCUGUUUCGUUGCCAGACGGUCUUACGAUAGUCGAAAAGUUUUUCAAAAAAAUAAUAUCAAUCACCAAAAAAGUGUUUAAAAAAUUUUUUUUUUCAAUUUUGUUCGAAUGAAGAAAUACAAAAAAAAUUCAACGCCCUUUUGAAACGAAGAUUUUUCAGUAAAUGGAAACUGAAUUAAUUUCCUAAACGAAGUGAAGAAAAUUUAAGUUCAACUCGAGGAUUUUUUUUCUAUCGUUUCUUCUUUUGACAACAAGAGUUUGAAUGGAUGAUUCGUGAACGAAUUUUCGUGAUGUGUAAAAAAACACUCGACGCUUUGGAUGGAGAUUUUAGAACGAUAUGGAAGUUAUUUUCUUGAGAGUCUUUCUCAUUUUCUUUAUUUUGCAUCAAAACUCAGGACAACUGAUUAGAGAUACACGAUGUUUUUUGGAAAACGGAGCCACGGCGGCUCAUCUUUUUGUGAGCGAGGAUCAAAAGGUUGGAGACAUCAUAGGAGUACUGAGAGUUCUUGGCGAUCCGGGACCACAAGGAGAUAUCGAGCUGAGACUUCAGGAACACGAUAGUCCCGUUUCAUUUUCACCCCAUUCGAGAAAUUUGACACUCACAAGACCAUUGGAUAAAGAAGGUGUUGAGGGUCCUGCCAGUGUUUAUAUAAAUGCAAUCUGCGAAAGAAAACACACAAUAGAUCCUGGAUUCGUUAUUCCAGUUAAUAUUCGUGUAACAGACGCUAAUGAUAAUGCACCACAAUUUAUAAACGCUCCAUAUGUUUUAAAUAUUUCUGAGGUAACGGUGGUUGGUACGCGAGUAUUGCAGGGUGUUAGAGCGUUGGAUGCUGAUCAACCUGGUCCAUAUUCAACUGUGCAAUAUGCAGUUUUACCAGGACCUCAUUCGGAUUAUUUUAUUUUUGUGAAUGCACUCGAGGGAACGUUGGUUCUUAGGAAGCCUUUGGAUUACGAAACUCUCAGUAAUUUCUCUGUAGGAAUUCGGGCACAAGAUCAAGGACUUCCGCCUCAAUCUUCAACGACAACACUUUAUGUAAAUGUUGUUGAUGCGGAUGAUCAGAACCCAGCGUUCUUGAACAAUGAAUACAAAGUCAGUGUACCACAACAAAUUCAGACUAGAAAAAUAUUGAGGGUAGAUCCAGCACCAAUAAAAGCUGUCGAUCAAGAUGUGGGAAUUAGUGCACCUGUUCGUUAUUCCGUUCAAGGUGGUAUUUUACCAUUUUUGAAUUUAAAUCCCGAAACUGCGGAUCUUAUUGUGAUGAGACCUUUGCAAGAUCAUGAACUUGUAGCUCCUACCACUAUUGUUAUUAAGGCAACGCAACUUGAUAAUCCGGAUAGAUAUGCUCUGGCAACUGUAAUUGUUUCCCGAGAAGGAGGAUAUGGUGCAGUUCCUACUGCAGAAGGACGUUUACCUGUAAGAUUUGUUUUAAAGGACUAUCAGUCAAGUAUUCCAGAAAACACACCGCCAGGAAGUAUAAUUCUCACUGCUGGAGUGAAUAAAAUUGAUAAUAAUUUAAGAUUUUGGUUGAUUGGAGCAAUUGAAGAUCUAGAAAGAUUCUCGAUAACAAAUUCUGGUGAAUUAAUAUUGAAAGGUGCAUUGGAUUAUGAAAAAAGAGUUCAUCACACUUUUUUGGUUCAUGUAACUGAUGGACACCAUAAUGAUACGGCGAGAGUAAAUAUAUCAGUAGAAGAUGUAAAUGAAUGGGAGCCAAGAUUUCGCCAUCCGAGAUAUGAAUUUCAUGCUCGCACUAUGAGAGAAGGUUCAAUAGUUGGGAGGUUGGAAGCUGCCGAUGGAGAUAGAGGCGAUCGUGUUUCAUUGUCAUUAAGAGGUCCAGACGCGAGAUCAUUUGAGAUUCGAGAUAAUGGAGAAUUAAUUUUAAGAAAUGCUGGAUCUUUUAAUGGAAGUAUCGCUCGUCUUGUGGCUACUGCUUCUGAUACUGGAAAACCUCCGAGAUCAAGCAUGAUUCCUGUGAUCGUUCAUCUUCCGAAUAAUGGAAUAGUACCAAUUGCAGCAAGAGCAUCUCCUGCAUGGCUUACAAGUAGUGUACUUUUGGUAGCAGUCUUCGGAGGAGUUUUAGGACUACUCGGUGUAGUCAUAUUAAUUUUAAUUAUGUAUAUUUAUAAAAAUAAGAGAAUAAAAGGAGGAGAUUCUGUGAGUUCAAUGGGAACGGGAUACAGAGAAAAAUCUCCAGUACCUUCUGCCUUGAGUCCCACGCCACAAAUUUUGGGGGCCAGUAUUCUUCAUGAUACGUUAGAUAAUCCUAGAGAUAAUCUUCGUGAAAGCAACGAUAUAGACAAUCCUGUAUUUGGUGAUGACAAUGAUACACCCUUUAAUGCAACUCUUAAAAGUGUGAUGUCAGCACGACAAAUGCCACUUUAUUCGCGACACAAAGUGGCACCGGCACCAAGUCCACCGGUUUUAUCAGCUACUUCGAAUAUUCCAAAUGUGGGCGGUUUAGUUCAAAAUAUGAACGAUUUGAGUGCAAGAACACAUGCAAAUUUAGAUGCGGGCUCACAAAAUUCAUCUAAUUAUUCAGCCGAUCCACCUGAUUCAUUGGCUCCAACUUGGCCCGCCGGAUCUAUUUCUCAGCGUGUGAAAAAAUUAUCCUGGGAUGACGACGAUCGGACGGUGGACAGUGUGGAUAUAGAUGCGGAAACUCGAGCCGGAAGCAGUCAAAUCGGAAAUGAACAGCUCAAUCUCACAGUGUAUUUUUAAAAAAAAAAAAAAAAGAUAAAACCUUGGUUUUUAUAAUUUAUAGAGAAACAAUAAGGGACAAUGCCUAUUACCAAACACGGAAUUAUUGUCUCUAUUUUUUAUUCAGUUAAAUAAUUUACAUUCAGUUACCGUAUGAAAAUCUUCGUAAUUGAAACGCGAAAAUAUGAAAAAAAUUCUGUAU
Messenger RNA from Leptopilina boulardi, 2908 nucleotides. It is a transcript of the gene Cad96Cb, whose product is annotated as protocadherin-16. Gene Ontology annotation, biological process: homophilic cell-cell adhesion. Gene Ontology annotation, cellular component: plasma membrane. The record is from RefSeq and is a predicted model, not a curated record. Gene Ontology annotation, molecular function: calcium ion binding. Lineage: Eukaryota; Metazoa; Arthropoda; Insecta; Hymenoptera; Figitidae. The transcript has 19 exons. The coding region runs from base 349 to 2727 and encodes 792 amino acids.